AUGGCCAAGAUCAUGUCACCUAUCUACUCUGAAACGCUUAUCCAAGAUAUCAGCACAAUGUCGGCAUGGCAAGAUUUGGUAAAUGGGGGGUUCAGAGUGGUGCACCGGCUCAUCCGUGCUACUGAGUGGACUGGCAGAAGGCUGGCCCAUGAAAUCUCUUGUAGCGAGCAGGCUGUGAGCAACCUUGAGAGGAUUCUUGAUCAAGGCAGCACAGCUAGCCAAACACUGCAGAUUCAGGCUAUAGAGAUACUGACAGAAUUGGCUUUGGAUCCGCCUAUCAAUCUCGCCACGGAAACAAAAGAAAAACUGAUUAAUAAGCAGUUGAAGGUCUUCCUUAAUGAAGGGACAGAAGAAAACCUUAAAGUUACGGCUGGGAAAACACUGGCAUUAUUAUCCAAGACAGCAACUAUCUCUGUGUGCAUAAUGAGCAAAUACAAUAACAUUGCUGAUCAAGUCACUGAAAUGCUUGAUGCUAAGAACAAGAUCAUUUACAGAACAAUAGCAGCUGAGAUCUUGGAGAAUUUGUGUACUCACCAUGCAAUGGACACGGAACACGUGAGGGACACCUUGCUGCCAAAGGUGCUAACAGAAGUUCUAACCAGUAAAAAGAAACCCCCAUCGGAAGCAUCUCAAAGGCAGUUUCCUUGGUGGGCUAGGUUACUAAUGCGAAGGCAUCUAUCUGUAGAACAACGUCGUAAAAGAAAAUCCAAAGCAUCAGGAGAUGUUGACGAAAAUCCACAGCAAGACGACGAAGAAAAUCAACAUUUCGAACAUAAUAGCCAAAUCAAUUUAUCCGAGCAAAAGGAGACGCAUACAGCUACGAUGGAAUUGAAGGAAGCAUUGUUAUCCCUUACUUUGGUGAUAUGUGACAAACUGAUAAUUAGCGCAGACGACUUUGAUGAUGUGGCUCGGAAUGUUUCCUCGGGAGAAGGUCAAUUUGUGGCGAAGCUCAAAACUGUAGUAGAAGAGAACUGUGAAGCCACCGCUAAUAGCCUGAGAAUCGUAAGCUUUGCGGUCAGAUUGCUGUUACAGUGAUGCGCCGCGGCCAGUACAGCGCGCACUUCAAGGAUCAGAAGUUCAUGGAGACACUAUCUAAGGCUUCGACAAUCAUGUCAAACCUUGAAAGCUGCAUGCUCUUCGCUGGUACUGAUUGUGGAGCAAAGAAGACCGCCAGGCCCCUCCUCUCUGAUCUUGUGAAAGAGGCACAAGCGUUGGCUGCUUAAAAAUGUAUUUUUAAUCAUGUUUCUCUACCAUUGUGAUGUCUUAUUUCUCUAGAUCAAACAAUCGUGUCAUAUUUCCCUUGGAUACAUGGCCCUCGGAUUGUUUCAUUUGUCAAAUAAGAUUGUGUGACUGGAAUUUUAUGGAACAGGUAAUUUGCUAUGUUACAGCCAGUUUCUACCUGAAGAAGAUCAAUGCUACGAACCCAUUUUGUUUCUAUCCUGAAACGUACCCAAAUCUACCAGCCUGAUGACAAGGCGCCAUAACAAGAGCAAGGACGUUGGGGACG
Molecule: messenger RNA, 1507 nt
Organism: Aegilops tauschii subsp. strangulata
Lineage: Eukaryota; Viridiplantae; Streptophyta; Magnoliopsida; Poales; Poaceae
Source: RefSeq, a predicted model, not a curated record